CCGUGUCGCAUCUUCAGUAGAAUUGUCGCCGGCGCAUACCUCUCCAACGACAAUUCGCAACUACGAUGGCCGAUCAACCUCAUUUCGCGGUGCGCGGAAGUGCCUCCUACAACAAGACCCUCGGCAUUACCCAGCGCGCCACUCCACUCUCUGCGGCUUGGACGGGCGAUCUUCGCGCGAGGUUCUCCGACUUUCAAGUAAAUGAAAUCAGGGAAGAUGGAACAGUUCUCCAUCUGAAGACUGUGGGAUUGGGUGAUGAUGAGACACAGCAGACAACCGAGGCCAAGCGGGAGUCCAAUUCUGAGGCAGCGAAAGAGGGAGCCAAGCAAGAAACUGGAAAGCAGGAGGAGAAUAAAGAAGCGGCGAGCAAUGGCAAUGGAGCAGCCACCCCCGCCCAGCCUGAGCAACCGCGAGAGGUCUCGCCCGAAGAUGUGGCUGCCCUCGAGGCUCUUACCGACGCGAACUUCACAAAGGAGGUCGUAGAGCUGUACAAGGCCGGUGCUGCGGCUGAUCACGAGAAGAAGAAGUCAGUCACUUCGCAGCCCAUAGAGGACAGACCUAAGCGAGGCCAAAUCCACCAGGAGAUUCGACGCAUCUUCAAGUCUCAGAUCGACACCAACACAGGCGACUCAGGAGCCAUCAUCGCCAGCUUCGUACCACCACGAAAGCCAAACAACAGGAAGAGCCGAGGUGCUCGCGGAAACCGUGGCAACCGCGAGGACAGGCCCACGGGUGAAUACCUCCACUUUACCCUGUUCAAGGAGAACCGAGACACCAUGGAUGCCGUGAACCAGGUUUCGCGAUUCCUCAAGGCCAAGCCCCAGUCUAUUGCAUACGCCGGAACAAAAGACCGCAGAGCUUCAACUGUGCAGCGAUGCUCAGUGCGCUAUAUGCGUUCGAGAAACCUCGCUGGUAUCAAUGGCCGGUUGUGGGGUGUCUCCACUGGGGACUAUGAGUACCACGACAAGCCAGUGUACCUGGGCCAGCUCUUGGGCAACGAGUUCGUCAUUGCCAUCAAGAACUGUGAGAUGGUUGGCGAAUCCAAGGAUGAGCCUUUGUCUCAGAGAGUAGAGAAGCUGAAGACCAACGUCGAGUCUGCCAUUACUCACAUGGGUGAACAUGGCUGGAUCAACUACUUUGGUCACCAGAGAUUCGGCACACACGAGAUCGGCACGCACGACAUUGGAAAGCUGAUCCUCAGUGAAAAGUACGAAGAGGCAGUCAAGUCACUGCUUCACUACGACGAGGAGAUCGCCGCCAAGGCCGAGGCGGGAGAAGUUCCCGAGGAAGCAUCCAAGAGGGACGACUAUGCUCGUAACCAGGCUUGUAUGCUAUUCCUGACGGGCAAGGACGUCGACAAAGCCCUUAGGAUCAUGCCCAGACGCUUCGCUGCCGAGAGCUGCAUUCUCCGCCACCUAAACCGCCAAGGCGCCCAGUCCCGAAAGGACUUCGUCGGCGCGCUCAUCCACAUCACCCGCGGCCUGCGCUCCAUGUACCUCCACGCGCUCCAGUCCUACAUCUGGAACCACGCCGCCAGCAAGCGCUGGGAGCUCCACGGCGAGACGGUCGUCAAGGGCGACCUCGUCAUCUCCCAAGUCGACGCCACGCCUCUCGUCAGCGGCCAGGACCAGGACGGCGACGACAUCGUCAACCCUACCGAGGACGACGACGAGGCCCCCGUGCGCGCCCGGCCCCUCACCGCCGAGGAGGCUGCGAGCGGGCAGUUCACCGUCUACGAUGUCGUGCUUCCUACGCCGGGGUACGACGUCGUGUACCCGGACAACGAGAUGGGCACCUUCUACGAGGAGUUCAUGGGCGCCGAGGAGAACGGCGGGCUCGACCCUCACAAGAUGCGCCGCAUGCGCCGCGAGUUCAGCCUCCCCGGCCGGUACCGCAAGAUCAUGAACCGCUUCCUGGCACCGCCGUCGGUCGAGGUCCGCGCUUACGCCGACGACACGGAGCAGAUGCACCCGACCGACUUGGACACCAUCAAGGCGACGUCCAAGAGCGACGGCCACGGUGGCAAGCGCCGCCGCGAGGAUGCCAACGACGACCAGACCGCUAAGAAGCCCAAGGUGGAGGGCGCCUCAGCACCAGCCACUGUCGACGUCGAGAUGACGGAGGCGGACGGAUCUAAGGAGGCGCCUUUGACGGCGGAGGUUGCAACCACCGUCUCUUCCGCACCGGAGCCAACAAAGGUUGCGGUGGUGGUCAAGUUCCAGCUCGGCCGCAGCGCGUACGCCACAGUUGCGCUGCGAGAUCUUAUGGGCGACACCCCGGAGGAGCCGGUCGCGGCUUGAGUCGUGCAAGAGUAGUCACGAAUGGGUGAGAUGACGUCUAGGGCGUUGCACAAGCACAGGUGGUGGAGAAAU
This is a messenger RNA of Ilyonectria robusta, 2372 nucleotides long. Its product is annotated as pseudouridine synthase. Lineage: Eukaryota; Fungi; Ascomycota; Sordariomycetes; Hypocreales; Nectriaceae. Gene Ontology annotation, biological process: pseudouridine synthesis. Gene Ontology annotation, molecular function: pseudouridine synthase activity; RNA binding. The coding region runs from base 66 to 2300 and encodes 744 amino acids. The record is from RefSeq and is a predicted model, not a curated record. Gene Ontology annotation, cellular component: nucleus. The transcript has 3 exons.